UAUCGAAAUAAAAGAAUUUUAAUUGCCGGUUUUGCUUUUCAAGUAGCAGGUAUAAAUAACGCUAAAGUUGUUUGCAAAUGCGCAAUAAUGAGCGAGUAUUCGGCGGAGUUUAGUGCUGCGGAGCAGACGCUCAUCGACAAAGAAUUUUCUAGACUUGCGGAUAGCACCUACCUGGAUCAUGCGGGCACAACGCUCUACGCCAAGACUCAAGUGACCGCCGCCGCACAGCAGUUGCAACGCGAUGUCAUCUGCAAUCCACACACCUGUCGCGCCACCGGCGACUAUGUGGAUCAGGUGCGCUACAAAAUCUUGGAGUUCUUCAAUACCAAUGCCGAUGAUUAUCAUGUUGUCUUUACGGCAAAUGCAACGGCUGCACUGCGUCUUGUGGCUGAGCACUUUGAUUUCUCGAGUGAUGGCAACUUUCAUUACUGCCAGGAGAAUCACACCUCAGUGCUGGGCAUGCGUCAGCUGGUGAAGGCCAACGGUAUUUAUAUGCUCACCCCGGAGCAGAUUCAGCUCAACGAUGUGGACAUGAACUCGCACUCCACAUUCUCAACUGACAAUUCUGUCAAGUCUGGCAAUUCCCUGAUUACAUUCUCCGCUCAGUGCAACUUCAGUGGCUACAAGUUGCCCUUAACAGUCAUUGACAAGAUGCAUGAACACGGCUUGCAGCAACCUGGCAAAUGCGUGUGGAGCAAGGGAACGGCAGAGGAGCAGCCAGAGAAUUCGGCUUACAACCACAACAAUUAUUAUGUAUGCUUGGAUGCGGCAUCAUUUGCAGCCAGCAGUCCGUUGGAUUUGCAACGCUAUCGCCCUGAUUAUGUGUGCAUCAGUUUCUACAAAAUCUUUGGCUAUCCCACUGGAGUGGGUGCAUUGCUGGUUAGCCGGCGAGGAGCUGAAGUGCUACACAAGCGUUUCUAUGGCGGCGGCACCAUCAACUAUGCUUAUCCCCAUACCAUGGAUCAUCAGUUGCGCGAUGAGUUCCAUCAACGCUUCGAGGAUGGAACGCUUCCAUUUCUGUCCAUUGUGGAGCUGCUGCAGGGAUUUCGCACGCUGGAACGCCUUGUGCCUGGCCGCAGCAUGGAGCGCAUCUCGCGACAUGUUCAUGGCCUGGCACGCUACUGUGAGCAGCAAUUGCUGCAGCUGAAGCAUUCCAAUGGAGCACCGCUCAUCACGCUGUACAACAAUGCCGGCUACGAGGAUCGAUCCAAGCAGGGCGGCGUUGUCGCCUUCAAUCUGCUGACCGACUCUGGCGGCUAUGUGGGAUUUGGCGAGGUGGCCUGUGUGGCUGCACUGCAUCGGAUUCUGUUGCGCACCGGUUGCUUCUGCAAUAUAGGCGCUUGUCAGCGUUACUUGAAGCUAACUGAUGACACCAUGGAUGCCAUUUACAAGCGCGCUGGACGCAUCUGUGGCGAUUACUAUGAUUUGUUGGAUGGCCAACCCACGGGUGCAGUGCGUGUAUCCUUUGGAUACAUGACGCGCAUUGAAGACAUUGAUCGCUUGCUGCAAAUGCUUCGUGCCAGCUAUCUGAAUGUCAAGCCGCAGCAGCGUCACAGCUUCAUUGAGGAUCAGGCGGAGCUGCUGCCCAAGGUACUGCAGCAACGAGCUCAGCGUUUGCGUCCACGGCUGCUGCAGUUGGCCAUCUAUCCGGUCAAGUCUUGUGCCGCCUUCAAGAUUACCCAGCAAGCUGGGACAAGUUGGCCCCUGACGGAGCAGGGACUACAGUACGAUCGGGAAUGGAUGAUUGUGGAUAUGAAUGGCAUGGCUCUCACCCAGAAACGCUGUACGGAUCUCUGUCUAUUGCAGCCAAUCAUCGUUGAGGAUCAACUGCAGCUGCAUUUCAAUAGCAAGGAUACUUCGUCCUCGUCCUCUUCCUUUGUAUGCGUGCCACUUUCGCUCAGUGCUCAGGCUGAAAACUCGGCACGUUGUCGCAGCAAAGUGUGUCGCCAGCCGAUUGAAGGCUAUGACUGUGGCGAUGAUGUGUCCACUUGGCUGAGCCAGCAGCUGGGCAUGGAAGGACUGCGUCUGCUGCGUCAAUCCGCACAACGCAGUGCUCCAGGUGGCCAGCAGCAGCAGCUCAGUUUGGUCAAUCAGGCACAGUUUCUGCUUGUCAAUCGCACCUCAGUGCGUUCGCUGGAAUUCGAGGAGCCGCUGGACGAGACCGUCGAUCGUUUUCGUGCCAACAUCAUUAUGGAGACGAACGUGCCUUUCGAGGAGCUGUCCUACACUCGACUGCGCAUUGGCGAUGUUCAUUUUCAGGUGGAUGGUCCCUGUCAGCGCUGUGACAUGAUAUGCAUCAAUCAGCGCACCGGACAACGUUCUCCGGAGACGCUUACGACCAUUGCCCGCAUGCAGAGCGGCAAGAUGCGAUUCGGGAUUUAUGUUUCUCGUGUCCAACAGGAAACGACAGACAAACGGAAGCAACAACAACUGUCAUGUGGCGAUCCCAUUGUAAUUAGUUAGUCAUUGAAAUAAUUUUAUAAUAGAUGUUAUCUAUUUACAAACAUCACUUGACAUUCCUAGAACUAAUCUGUAUGUACAUAUGAAUCUUCUAGAUUUGUUUAGUUUAAUACAAUUGGAAACAGUAUGCCUUUUGAGUACUUGCCAGUAUCAUGUAUACCAAACCAUGUGUUCCACAGAAUAAAAACAAAAUACAAUCAGUUCUAA
Drosophila innubila is the source of this 2667-nucleotide messenger RNA. RefSeq names its product molybdenum cofactor sulfurase (gene mal). NCBI's taxonomy places the organism in Eukaryota, Metazoa, Arthropoda, Insecta, Diptera, Drosophilidae. Bases 88 to 2463 code for a protein of 791 amino acids. Gene Ontology annotation, molecular function: molybdenum ion binding; pyridoxal phosphate binding; molybdenum cofactor sulfurtransferase activity. The transcript is spliced from 3 exons. The record is from RefSeq and is a predicted model, not a curated record. Gene Ontology annotation, biological process: Mo-molybdopterin cofactor biosynthetic process.